AGAAUAAAGCCACGUGAACAAAUCUAAGCCGCAGUGACUAAUCUAGUGGCUGAGAUCAACCCAAAAACCCAGAAACCAUCUCCAAUAACCAACCACUGGUUCUUCUUUGUCAUCAUCUUCGCGCGCUUACGCGGAUUCUCUUCACGCACCAACAAAGGCGAAAAUGCCAGUAUCAGCUCCGUCUCCGCCUCGUCUUCAAUCUCCAUUCAUUCACCGUCCCAUCAAUUUCACUCCGUCUUCUUCCCGUUUUCUCUCGGCGAGAAACCUCCGGUCGCCGGCAACUUCUUAUCCCCGAAUCAAAGCAGAAGUCGAUACCAACACGGUAGUCGCAAUCUCUGUUGGAUUAGCGAGCGUCGCAUUAGGAAUCGGAAUCCCUGUGUUCUACGAGACACAAAUCGACAAUGCCGCUAAGCGAGAGAAUACCCAAGCUUGUUUUCCCUGCAAUGGAACCGGAGCUCAGAAAUGUAGAUUGUGUGUUGGAAGUGGUAAUGUGACCGUAGAGCUUGGUGGGGGAGAGAAGGAAGUGUCGAGCUGCAUCAACUGUGAUGGUGCUGGUUCCUUAACCUGCACUACUUGUCAAGGCUCUGGUGUUCAACCUCGAUACCUUGAUCGCAGGGAGUUCAAGGACGAUGACUAAAUUAUCUUGCACUAGAGAACCAGAUCCAAGAGUCUCUAUUUCUCCCCUCUCACGUUUCUUCAUUGUGUGUCUACAUUUGUACAAUACUGUUUUUUGUUCACCAAACAUGUGAGAAACCAUGACCUGGAUAUUGUAACAGUUGAAAGAAAAACAAACGACAGUUCAAUCAAAUGUUUCUUUUCUUGUAA
Molecule: messenger RNA, 825 nt
Organism: Eutrema salsugineum
Lineage: Eukaryota; Viridiplantae; Streptophyta; Magnoliopsida; Brassicales; Brassicaceae
Product: protein disulfide-isomerase LQY1, chloroplastic
Exons: 5
Coding region: 164-637 (157 amino acids)
Source: RefSeq, a predicted model, not a curated record